Messenger RNA from Cyprinus carpio (common carp), 2367 nucleotides. Its product is annotated as acidic fibroblast growth factor intracellular-binding protein B. Gene Ontology annotation, molecular function: fibroblast growth factor binding. Lineage: Eukaryota; Metazoa; Chordata; Actinopteri; Cypriniformes; Cyprinidae. The record is from RefSeq and is a predicted model, not a curated record. Gene Ontology annotation, cellular component: nucleus. Gene Ontology annotation, biological process: platelet aggregation.
UGUGCUUUGUUUAUUCCUUAACAGCAGGUGGCAGUCACACACGAGCUCAAUAGCGCCGCAUGAACACUCGACGGAGAGCAAUGUCUGUGGUGAAUGUAGUUCAGCUUGGGUAAAACCAGAAACUGCAUCCAAAGGCGAUUCAUAACAGAUCUGCAGCUGCGCGUUUGGAACUGUAUCUGCGCAAUAAGCUCAGCUCGCAGAUGCGUCCAAGAGAGCGAUUCCGCAGACGCCACUUUCUGCUGCGCUCUUCCAUGAGCUAACUGCACCUCUUACUGAGUUUUUCAGUGCAAAACAUAAAUAAAACGAAAAUGUCUAUGGAGUUAGAUGUGUUUGUGGGGAACACUACUGUCCUGGAUCAAGACGUGUACCAACUGUGGUUGGACGGGCACACAGUCUCAGAUGCAGUGAGGAUACGGAUGGAAGCAGGUGCCUUGCAGGAGUGUGAAGCCAAUGCAGAAGUUCUGCACAGCGACACCACGGACCAGUUCAGAACAUUCCAGAUGUGUGAGCGGCUCCUCCAGUCCCCUUCCAAAGUGGCCAAUCAGCUUCUGUUCCAGAUCCCUCCUCACCGUCAAACCAUGCUCAUUGAGAGGUAUUAUGAGUUUGAUAGUGUUUUUGCCAGGGAGGUGCUGAGUAAGAAACUCUCCAAAGGGACCAAAAAAGACUUGGACGACAUCAGUUCAAAGACUGGGAUUGCACUCAAGAGCUGUCGUCGACAGUUUGACAAUUUCAAGCGUGUGUUUAAAGUGGUGGAAGAGCUAAAAGGCCCCCUGGUGGAGAACAUACAGCGUCACUUUCUCCUGUCUGAUGUUCUGGCAAGGGACUAUGCUGCCAUAGUGUUCUUUGCUAACAGUCGUUUUGAGGCAGGAAAGAGAAAGCUACAAUACUUGUCUUUCCAGGACUUUGCCUUUUGUGCUGGUCAGCUCAUCAGCUACUGGACCGUGGGGGCAGUUGACAACAUGAUGGAAGACUUGGAUGUUGAUCUAGAAAAAGAUUUUCUCCAUGACUUGAAAGACUUGAAAGUUUUGGUUAAUGAUAAGGACAUGUUGGACCAACACAAAAGUUUGGUGUGUGCACAGCUUAGAGGGAAAAUUAAAGUCUUUAGUGAGAUGGAGGCCAAUUUUAAGAAUUUGUCAAGAGCUCUAGUUAACAUCGCCUCAAAACUCACACACACCAAAGAUUUCCGAGAUCUGUUCAUCGACCUUGUGGAGAAGUUCAUUGAACCAUGCCGGUCAGAUAAAUGGACAUUCGGAGACCUCAGACAUUUCCUCAAGCAUUACAGCAGCUCUGUACACAUGCUUGAGGCUUUCAGGCAUCAAGUAAUAUGGGACAGAUACAUGGGUGUCAUCAAAAGCUGCAUCCUGAAAAUGUACCAUGACUAGAACAUACUUCCAAUGCUGGUUUCUAGUUAGAUUGACUAAAUCUUUCUACAAACCUUUAAAAAGCUAGUAGCCUUCUUGUUUGUAAAUUGCUACCUCAGCUCCCUUUGUAUAUCACAGUAUUCUUGUACAUUUGGUUUAACUUGAGUAAAAAAAAAAAAAAGUGUUGUCUACCAAUCUGCCCUAUUUGUUGUUUGUAAAAGUGGUCAUUAGUAAUGUCCUUACUUAAUAUUCAGGGUAAUACAUAAAAGUUUUUUUUUUUUCUAUGGAUCAUUGAAGAACCUUUAGCAUCCAUAGAACCUUUCCAUUGCACUAAAGGUUCCUUAUAGUGAAAAAAAAAAAAAAAAAAAGUUUCCUUAAAUUAUUCAAAUGUUCUUCACACUAAGAAAAAAUGGUUCUUUUGAAGGAAUGGUUCAAACUAAAAUGUAGAAGAGUUUGUUUCUACAUCAGAAUGUAUUUCUACACUUUGACAGAUUUGAAAUUUGAGUUUAGCAUUAUGUCACUCGAUCACCAAUGGACCUUAAGUGAAUGGGUGCCGUCGGAAAACAUCACAAUAAUCCAACAGUAAUCCACAUGACUCCAGUCCAUCAUUUAAUGUCUUGAGAAGAAAAAAGCUGUGUUUGCUGGAAAUAAAUCCAUCAUUAAGGCAUUUUAACUUUAAACUGUGACUUCUGGCCAAAAGACGAGUCUAUAAUCCAUAAUAACGCUUGCUCCAGAGAAAACGUCCAUCCCCUGUUCUCUCACAUCAGAUCAACUGACAUAUUUGUUUAGAACUGUUUUUGCUCAUAAACAGUGCUUGAGCUGUGGAUAUUUCUCUCCUGAUUCAGAUGGGAUAACUUUUUUUACUUGGGAAAGCAGUUUAAUAGAGGAAUUUUUAACAUGAUUUGAAGUUAAAAACAUCUUUAUGAAUUUAUUAUAAAAAAUGUUUUUUCGCUUCACAAGACACGAACUGAUGGACUACAGUCGUGUGGAUUAUUGUGAUGUGUUU